Molecule: messenger RNA, 1071 nt
Organism: Mesorhabditis belari
Lineage: Eukaryota; Metazoa; Nematoda; Chromadorea; Rhabditida; Rhabditidae
Source: the annotation of a GenBank genome assembly
AUGAUUGCUGCGUUAAACUUGCGUUCCUGCUUCACAUGGGGCCUCUUCUUCACUUGGGGCAUCAAGGUGAUUCUCUCCCAUUUCUACUUCAUCGCUUUCGUCUGUCUCGCCGCUUCUCUCAACAAUAACGCCCUUUGGGUGAGCUCUUCCUACGUUGCGACCGUCGAUAAACACCCCAAACAACCAACUAUUUACGCCUUCAAGUUGUCCCUCUAUUGCACCGAGCACUGGGCGACUACUCUGGAAAGACGCGAAAAUGGCUCGGGCGUGAACACAGAAGCGUCAUUUUAUUGUGAGGAUCCGAUGGUUAUCGAGUUUUUGGCCGAUGCCCAUCAGCCAAUUCUAUCAGCGGGUUUUUCGAUGGCCUUCAUGAUUCUCGCAUUCUUCGCCCUCUUUACCGCCACAUUUUUUUCGAUUUGGAAGGUAUUUCGCAAAAACCACUUCGCGAUUUUGUUGUGGGUGAUGUUUCUGUUGUUCAUCUUGCUCUCAAUUAUCACAUCGGGUGUGGCGGCAAGAAUGGUCAAAGAUUUGAAGAUGGAUUUUGAAAAGACACUCAGUGGUCAAUUCGAGCAUUCCGAUAGCGGUCACUCAAGCUAUUUCUCCAAUUUUCCGUCAAUUAUCGAGAAGAAUUCAGACGGAACACAAAAUUUCGAAAUAACAACCGGUUCUGCCCAUCAUUGUUUGGUCGUUCACAUGUUUUUCGCCAGUCUUGUGCUAUUGUUGGGUUUUUGCGUUGUGAUCGUUGACGGAAGUCUCCAAUGGGCGGCUGCACGAAAAGAGAAAAGGGAGAAAAAAGAAAGUGAAGAGGCUGUUCCAUUAUCAUCAGCAUCACGAAUGGGUGGUCCUUCUCAAAUCACAUCACUUUCUUCAACUACUCAACGUCCUUUCAUUGGACCGACUCCAACUGAUGGAGAAACGAUGAAAUUAUCGGUGAAAGAAUUCAAUAACUCAUCCAGCAAACGUGUCCACAUUGGAAGUGGAUCAAAGCGUGACUCGGUUCGAUCAAAUCUGAGAGAUAUCUCAACAUCGAACUCGGUGAUGCCAGGAAAAGGAGAAGCUGGUCGAAGUGGA